Molecule: messenger RNA, 3125 nt
Organism: Branchiostoma floridae (Florida lancelet)
Lineage: Eukaryota; Metazoa; Chordata; Leptocardii; Amphioxiformes; Branchiostomatidae
Product: fermitin family homolog 2-like
Exons: 11
Coding region: 812-2962 (716 amino acids)
Biological process (GO): integrin-mediated signaling pathway; cell-matrix adhesion
Cellular component (GO): cell-substrate junction
Molecular function (GO): integrin binding
Source: RefSeq, a predicted model, not a curated record
CGUUAAAAUUACAUUCACUGGCGAAGAGAAGUGUUCAAAUAUAACGUUAAUAACACUACACAUCGAUUUCUCUUAAAGACCUAUCAUAUAAGUUGCUUUGUUGUUUGGCUUCAUUUCUGUUCCUUGGGUAGUUGUUUGUGUCAAUAAUGAAUAUGUGAUGAGUUUGAACCCGCGACCCCGGGACGUGCCCAAUCACACGCCUGGAGCGAGGCUUGAGAGGUCCCGCCCGCCCGCCAGCCCUGGAACGCCAUAUAAGGAGAUGUUGUGAGAGUGGCAGGAACUUCGGUGUUGCUGUUUUUGGCUGCGGCGAAAUUCCCGGCUUCGUCCCCUCCCUCUUCUUCGGCUGGUCGUGUCGUCGACUUCCGAGGCCUCUCAUCGCGCGUCCAAGGACGCCCACGGGGAUAUAAAGCCGAUGUUGCCGCAACGGAACUGGCUCGACUGACUCAGAUCCAGAGGUGGGCCUAUCCCGUGGACACACUGCCCCAUUUUGGACAUUUCUGCGAAGUUGGUGGUGGGGUGACCCCUCCACUCCGAGACCUAAUUUUGGACGUAAGGACGAUUCCUACCCAAGUUGUACAUAGCCCGUGUGUCGACUGAGAUUCGACCGAAGCUGUUUUCUCUCGGACACGGGAAGAGCUGGAAUUUGAGCGAUAUUUGAGUCGCGCUCUCCCGGGACAGAGACUGAUAUCACGUCUGACGCCAGGAGAACCGUUUGUGUGUUUGCCAAUUUGAACUCGGACCCCGAGAGGUGGGAGGGCAACCAACGACUUACGGCCGAGGAGAAUAUUUCCGCAUACAGAAACCUUUCAAGAUGAUGCACGAAGGGCGCGUGGUCGGGGACGGGUCGUGGGAGCUGAACGUGCUGGUGACGGACCUGAAGGCCGAGAGGAAACUGCGGGUGGACGGCGACAUGUCCAUAGGAAACGUCAUGAUCAAGCUGGUAGAGUCGCUGGAUGUGGCGAUGGACUGGUCAGAUCACGGCUUCUGGUGGCCGCAGAGGAAUAUGUGGCUGCUGCGCACCCACUGGACGCUGGACAAGUGCGGUGUCCAGGCCGACGCCCAGCUACACUUCACUCCCACCCACAAGAACCUGAGGGUUCAGCUCCCAGACUUGCAGCUGGUCGACCUUAAAGUGGACUUUUCCUACAUGGCAUUCAAUGCCAUCAUGAACGUAUGUGCGAUGUUAGGUAUUCGCCAUCCAGAGGAGUUGUCUUUCAUGAAAAAGGUAGAUGAACGGACUUUGAAACGCGGUGAAAAAAGAGGCAGCUUUAAAAAGAAGAAAGGUGAAAAGUAUUCUUCGCCCGCUUCAUCUGCAAACAAUAGUGAUGCUUCCUACCCUACGACCCCCACCCCCAGCAUGAUGGACGGGACCCUAACAACGCCAAGAAGUGCGAGUAUGCCAGGUAGCCCUUACAGAUCCGGUCCCUUGACGCCAGGGACGCCCCUGACGCCGGGGACACCUAGUGGAUACAACACGUACCCCAGGGUACCCAGCUACAAUGGAACCAGCCCUGUAUCCUCCAGCUACAGCCUCAGUUCCUUCCCAGACAGUCCCUAUAGUGAUGGCAGCAACAUAUCGGCCCUGUCAAUUAGCCCUGCCAAGCCAUCUUCAGAAGCAGUCGCCACCCUGCACAGACCCAAGAACUACGUGGACAGAGCCAGGCUAAAUUCUUUAUGGCUGAACUCCUCUCGGUCCUUGAUGGAGCAGGGCAUCCGAGAGAACGACAUCAUCUUGCUCAGGUUCAAGUACUACUCCUUUUUCGAUCUGAAUCCCAAGUACGACGCAGUCCGCAUCAACCAGAUCUACGAGCAGGCAAAAUGGUCGCUGCUGACGGAAGGGAUUGAGUGUACGGAGGAGGAGGCCAUGAUGUUUGCAGCCUUACAGUUGCAAGUGAACCUCCAGUCAGCCAUGCCCCAGCCAGACAUGAACAAUGCCAACGACUCCACUGAUGACAUCGAUGCAGCUCUCACCGACCUGCAGGUGUCACUGGAGGGGAGCGCCAAGAACUCGGCUGCUGGAGACAUCACCCAGAUACCAGAACUAGCAGACUGGCUCAGGUUCUUCAAGCCGAAGAAGUUCACGCUGAAAUCCUACAAGCGUUACUGGUUCACCUUCAAGGACACCCACCUGGCCUAUUACCACAGCCCAGAGGAGGCCAGUGGAGCUCCCAUCAUGAGGGUCAACCUCAGAGGAUGUGAAGUGACUCCAGAUGUGAACAUCUCAUCAGAGAAGUACUGCAUCAAGCUCCUCAUCCCAUCCACUGAGGGGAUGAACGAAGUCUGGAUCAGGGCAGACUCGGAAACACAAUAUGCCCGCUGGAUGGCGGCAUGCAGAUUGGCAGCGAAGGGAAAGACGAUGGCAGACGCCACCUACGAGUCGGAAGUCCAGAGCAUCACCAACUUCCUGGGCCUACAGCACCCCAAGGAGCCAGUCCCGAGUGUGAACGUCAGCAACAUCAACAUAGAGCCACAGGACUUUGUAUCACAAAGACAUGUCAAGAAGUUCAAGGCAAAGUCGCUGACGGCCCGUAUUCUGGAGGCACACGCCAACGUGGCCAACCUGGCUCUGAUGGAGGCUAAGCUGAACUACAUCAGGGCGUGGCAGGCCCUGCCUGAAUUUGGCAUCACACACUUUGUAGUUAGGUUCAGGGGCAACAAGAAGGAGGACCUGCUGGGUGUUGCCUUUAACCGCAUCAUGCGUAUGGACCUCCACACCGGCGACGCCCUCAAGACGUGGCGCUACAACUCCAUGAAGCACUGGAAUGUCAACUGGGAGGUGAAGGAGGUCUUGGUGCAGUUCGAGGACGAGCAGGUGUCCUUCGCGUGCCUGAGCGCAGACUGCAAGAUCGUUCACGAGUUCAUCGGAGGCUACAUUUUCAACUCCAUGCGCUCCAAGGAUCAGAACCAAACCCUGAACGAGGAGCUAUUUCACAAGCUGACAGGGGGAUGGGAAACAAUUUAACAUUAGUUUGUCCUAUUAAUGUUAAAGUAGAAUGUAGACAGAUGAAUGUUAUCAUACACAUUUGUACAGAAUCAUUGAGAUGUAGAAAUGAUUGAUUAAUUAAACAAGCUUUAAAAUGGUAGUAGGUUCUACUGGCCUGUGCCCACAGGUAUUAACUGUUAAC